Vitis vinifera (wine grape) is the source of this 2389-nucleotide messenger RNA. RefSeq names its product pentatricopeptide repeat-containing protein CRR2, chloroplastic. Gene Ontology annotation, biological process: RNA modification. The transcript has a single exon. Gene Ontology annotation, molecular function: protein binding; zinc ion binding; RNA binding. Bases 280 to 2256 code for a protein of 658 amino acids. NCBI's taxonomy places the organism in Eukaryota, Viridiplantae, Streptophyta, Magnoliopsida, Vitales, Vitaceae. The record is from RefSeq and is a predicted model, not a curated record.
UUUAUAUAUUUUAAAAUAUUAAUUAAUUAUAUAAAGUAAGGCUCAAAAAGCUUAUGCCUCAACGCCUCGAGGCUUACGCCUCGCCUCACGAACACAAAAACGCCUCGCCUUACGCUUUCGCCUUUAAAAACUUUGGGUAGAAACACAUUCUGGUAAUCCAAUUUUGAGCUGACGCAAGAGUCUGAGACUCUGAGAGGCAGACAGUUUUUGGAGAUCAAGAGAUCAAACCAAGUAUAAUUUCCAAAUCAAUUGCAGAGGAAAAUCGAGAUUGGUUUUGUGAUGUGGGCUUUUCAGACUCCCCAAACCAUCCAACAACCUCACCUUCCAAAACCCUUCCACAAACCUACUGCCAUCUCUCCAAAACCUCAAUGCUGCCUCGCAUUACGUCCUUCCACCACCACCCGAAGCAACGGCGACAGCAAUAACAACAACCCAUUGAUUCAAUCUCUGUGUAAGCAAGGGAAUUUGAAUCAAGCUCUUCAAGUCCUCUCUCAAGAGCCCAACCCCACCCAACACACCUACGAGCUCUUAAUCCUCUCUUGUACCCGCCAGAACUCUCUCCCCCAGGGAAUAGACCUUCACCGCCACCUAAUCCAUGAUGGGUCUGAUCAGGACCCCUUUUUGGCCACAAAACUCAUCAACAUGUACUCUGAAUUGGACUCCAUCGACAAUGCACGGAAGGUGUUUGAUAAAACUCGUAAAAGAACUAUAUAUGUUUGGAAUGCGCUCUUUAGAGCGCUUACAUUGGCGGGUUAUGGUAGAGAGGUGUUAGACUUGUAUAGGCGGAUGAAUCGGAUUGGGGUUCCAUCGGAUAGGUUCACUUAUACAUAUGUGCUUAAGGCCUGUGUUGCUUCUGAGGCAUUUGUUUCACUUUUGCUGAAUGGAAGGGAAAUUCAUGGGCAUAUCUUGCGACAUGGGUUCGAGGGGCAUGUUCAUAUUAUGACUACUUUGUUGGAUAUGUAUGCGAGGUUUGGGUGUGUUUUGAAUGCCAGUCGGGUGUUUGACCAGAUGCCGGUGAAAAAUGUGGUUUCAUGGAGUGCCAUGAUUGCAUGCUAUUCGAAGAAUGGGAAGCCCUUGGAAGCAUUAGAGCUCUUUCGCAAAAUGAUGCUUGAGAACCAGGAUUUGUUGCCUAAUUCUGUGACUAUGGUCAGUGUGCUUCAAGCUUGUGCCGCUCUUGCUGCUUUAGAGCAGGGUAAGUUGAUGCACGGGUAUAUCCUUAGAAGGGGUCUUGAUUCGAUAUUACCAGUUGUUAGUGCUCUUGUGACAGUGUAUGCAAGAUGUGGUAAUCUUGAAUUGGGGCACCGAGUUUUUGAGAGGAUGGAGAAGAGGGAUGUUGUUUCAUGGAAUUCUUUGAUAUCAAGUUAUGGGAUUCAUGGAUUUGGAAGAAAAGCAAUUCAAAUUUUCAAAGAAAUGAUUGACCAGGGACUCUCACCUAGCCCCAUUUCAUUUGUUAGUGUUUUGGGAGCUUGCAGUCACGCAGGGCUUGUGGAGGAAGGGAAAGUCUUGUUUGAAUCUAUGGUUAGAGGACAUAAGAUUUUUCCCAGUGUGGAGCAUUAUGCCUGUAUGGUGGAUCUUCUUGGCCGUGCCAAUCGGUUAGAUGAAGCUGCCAAGAUCAUAGAUGAUAUGCGGAUUGAACCAGGACCUAAAGUUUGGGGAUCUCUACUUGGGUCAUGUAGAAUUCAUUGUAAUGUUGAGCUUGCAGAGAGGGCAACUUCAAGGCUUUUUGAGCUUGAGCCCACAAAUGCUGGGAACUACGUGCUUCUGGCUGAUAUUUAUGCGGAAGCUAAGAUGUGGAAUGAGGUGAAAAGGGUGAAGAUGCUUCUGGAAGCUAGAGGACUACAAAAGGUCCCUGGUCGCAGCUGUAUUGAAAUUAGGAGGAAGAUAUACUCAUUCAUGUCAGUGGAUGAGUUCAACCCACAGAUCGAACAACUCCAUGCUUUGUUGCUUAAGCUCUCAAUGGAGAUGAAGGAGAAGGGCUAUGUCCCGGAUACCAAAGUCGUGCUCUAUGAUCUCGAUCCAGAGGAGAAGGAACGAAUUGUGUUGGGCCAUAGUGAAAAACUGGCACUUGCCUUUGGUCUCAUCAACAGCAAAAAAGGUGAAACCAUUAGGAUUACCAAGAAUUUGAGGCUGUGUGAAGACUGCCACUCUGUCACCAAGUUCAUUUCAAAGUUUGCAAAUAGAGAGAUCCUAGUUCGAGAUGUUAAUCGUUUCCACCUUUUCCAAGACGGGGUCUGUUCAUGUGGUGAUUAUUGGUAGUCAUGCAUGCAACAUCCGAUCCUGAUUCUUUUAGCUCAUAAUAAUGGCCUCUCUUAGGAAGCUUCGAGCGAUUUUGGAGAUGUACAGCUUCCAACACUUGAGUUCAGUUACAGAAAACAAUUUUACCCUACCA